AUGAAUUACACGCAUAACUCCACUUUCCUGUCCGAUGAUGAACUUUAUGAUUUUUUCAGAUAUCUCCAACUAAAAAAAUAUUUCACUGUGUUCAACUGGAUAACUCUCUGCAUUGAGUUUCCUGUCAUCUGCUGGGCCAUUUUUGCCCUGUGUCAUCUGGUUAAGAAUGACCGAGUUGCUCCUGUUUAUGUCAUAAACCUCCUCAUUUCAGAUAUUAUCCAGCUCAUUGGUAGAGUUGGUUUUUUGCUUAGUACAUGGUUUGGUAUAGUAACCAGUGUUGUGUUCAUGGUGUGCAUCGCUCUGGAGAGAUACCUUUUGAUUGCCCAUCCUCUGUGGUACCGUUGUCGCCGCACUAUCAGACACUCAGUCCUGAUCUCUCUGGUUUUCUGGGUGAUUUCUUUAAUAGCACUACCAAUAUGUGUGGUGUUUGUUCAUUUCCUUGGGCAAGCACAGUUUGUCUUUCUGUUCUACUUCAUCGUCCUUAUCCUUCCAUUCCCUCUUCUUGCGUUUUUCUUGGUGGCCACAUGGAGAGCUCUCUCCCGCUCCACCUCAGUGCCCGUCACAGAGAGGAAAAGGAUUCUGUGGAUUUUGUUCAUUGUCCUGGGCAACUAUGCAGUGCUGUUCAUUCCCUGCAUAGUAUGUACUUUGAUUUUAUCAGUGCAAAAACACCAUGGAUUUAAUCUGUAUGUUUUGAACAUUAUAGCUUUUGCAUUAUUGUUCCUUAGUCCAUUGAUGGAUGCUGUACUCUACAUCUUCAUGAGGAAGGAUGCCAAUGACACUCUGAAGUUCCUAAGCUGCUGUCAGAGACUGAUUGGUCACCAGGAACACAGAGAGGCUGCCACUGAAACAGAAAAUGCUACCAGUGUGUAG
Messenger RNA from Megalops cyprinoides (Indo-Pacific tarpon), 870 nucleotides. Its product is annotated as ovarian cancer G-protein coupled receptor 1-like. The transcript is spliced from 2 exons. Lineage: Eukaryota; Metazoa; Chordata; Actinopteri; Elopiformes; Megalopidae. Gene Ontology annotation, molecular function: G protein-coupled receptor activity. The coding region runs from base 1 to 870 and encodes 289 amino acids. Gene Ontology annotation, biological process: positive regulation of Rho protein signal transduction; phospholipase C-activating G protein-coupled receptor signaling pathway. The record is from RefSeq and is a predicted model, not a curated record. Gene Ontology annotation, cellular component: membrane.